This is a messenger RNA of Physella acuta, 5511 nucleotides long. RefSeq names its product phospholipid-transporting ATPase ABCA3. Gene Ontology annotation, cellular component: membrane; intracellular membrane-bounded organelle. Gene Ontology annotation, molecular function: ABC-type transporter activity; lipid carrier activity; ATP binding. NCBI's taxonomy places the organism in Eukaryota, Metazoa, Mollusca, Gastropoda, Physidae. The record is from RefSeq and is a predicted model, not a curated record. Gene Ontology annotation, biological process: lipid transport; transmembrane transport.
UCUGGAAAAAUUGGCUUAUUAAAAAAAGACGGUAUGAGCUAACAAUACUGGAGCUUGGACUGCCAAUUUUCUCUGCAUUUUUGUUAGUUCUUAUUCGGCACAUGACACCCGUUAUUGAAAAAGCGAAACCUGAUGUUUAUGAUUUUCAAAGAUUGCAGCUAGGCUUACUCCCUUCUCAGCCUUCAAGUCACUCCAUUGUAAUAGGCUAUGCACCAGGGUGUCAGGAAACAGAAAAAAUAAUGGAUUUUAUAAAAGGAAAGUUGGAACAUGGAGGAGUUGUGUUAAAGGUUUUUUCAUCGCCCUAUGAUGCCAGUAGCUACAUGAAAAAAUUUCCUCUUGAGUUGCACAGUGUGAUUAUAUUUUCUGGUGUUACUGAAAAUAGAUGUGACAUUCCAAAAGACAUGAAACUGAUCAUUCGACCAAACAUCGGUAACAGUGUGUGGCGGACAUCGUUUACAGGGCCUUUAUUCAAAUCAGUUGCCUCCAGGAGUGUUGAGCAUUCAAAUUAUAAGUCCAGUGGAGUUCUGACUCUACAGAGUUUGCUCACUGAGGCUGUCAUUAAGUACUGGCUGCUCAAGAACCCAAAAGGCGGAAAGGAUUAUACAAACAUCACAUUUGAUGUGAUGACUAAACGUACACUGACCCCACCUCACAUUCAUGACCCUAUGUUUGAAAUACUUGAAGAUUAUUUGCCAAUAUUUAUUGCAUUAAGCUUUGUGUUUAAUGUCAUUAUGAAUACCCAGAUUUUAAUUGAAGAACAAGAGAACAAAAUUAAGCCUCUGCUUACAGUAAUGGGGCUAUCCCGCACUGCCUACUGGCUCUCCUGGUUUGUGGUGUUCUUCCUGCAGCUGGUACCAACAGUGACCUUGUAUACCUUAGUCCUUUGCCUUGACCUGACCCCUGCUGGCCCUGUGUUCAAGUCUACUGACCCCAUACUGUUAUAUGUGUUCCUGCUGCUGUAUGCCACAUCAUUUACAGCUUUUGUGUUUAUGAUCAGCUCCUUCUCUCCCAGUGCCAGUUUUGGAGCUGUUGUGGCUGGUGUUUUGUACUUUGCAUUUUUAUUAAUGCAUUUUGUAACACUCUGCAAUUGGGAGGAGCCGAUAGCCAAAUAUGUGAAACUCAUCUCUCUGUUGUUCUUCAAUACGGCUAUGGCUCAGGGUGCUUUCAUCAUCUCCGUUCUGGAAGACAGAGGUGAUGGUGCUGUGUGGAGCAAUGUGUACAUCCCCUUAGACACCAACCACCUGACCUUGUUGGAGUGUAUGCUGUCCCUGGUGUCCAGCUCAGUUCUCUACCUCCUGAUCAGCUGCAUCUUCUACUCCCUGCAUGACCGCCUAGUGCAUCCUCGUUCCAAAGCUGUAAAUAAAAACAUUUUUCUGGCAAAUGCUUUCUUUGAAAAUGAUGCACCAAAUUUGAAAGCAGCAAUUCAACUGCAUAGUUUAAGAAAGGUUCUGAAAGGUGAAACUGUUGUUGAAAUUCCAUUACUCAACAUAUUUGAGGGGCAGAUAACUGUUUUGUUAGGCCCCAAUGGUGCAGGGAAGACAACUUUGAUAUCAUUACUAACUGGUAUCCUUUCCCCCACCAGUGGAUGUGUACAGGUUUACAACCAGGACAUUAAAACCUUGACUGACCAUGAACAGCAUGUGAUAGGGGUUUGUCUGGAGGAAAACAUUUUGUUCCAGUACCUUACAGUGUUUGAACACAUGGAGUUUUUCUCUAAGCUGAAAGGUCUGACCAGUGGGGAGAUCAAGCCUGAGGUGGUGUCCAUGAUCAUGGAGAUGAACCUGAAGAAUGAGGUGGACACUCUAGUCAAAGAUCUCUCAUGGGGUACACAGAGGAAAGUUGCUCUAGCUGCUGCACUCAUCGGAGGCUCAAAGGUUAUUGUUCUAGAUGAACCAACUAAAGGCAUGGACCCAGCUAUUAAAAGCCAGAUCUGGAGCAUCCUAAAAUCCUCAAGUAAAGAUCGUGUGAUCCUCCUCACCACACACUACAUGGAUGAGGCCAACGCCCUGGCUGACAGAGUGGCCAUCAUGGACGAUGGAAAAUUAAAAUGUUACGGCACCCUGUCAUAUCUCAAGUCAGUUUAUGGUGCUGGGUACACGCUGAGUUUUUCCAAAAAUUCCCGCUGUGAUGUAUCAGUGCUGACCUCUCUGGUCAAGAGCUAUGUGAGUACAGCAGUGCUACUGAAGACAGCCAAAAGAGAAGCUGUCUAUCUCCUCCCCACCACCGCCAACACCCACUACGAAGCCCUCUUCAGUGAUCUGGACAAAAAUAGAAAGAGUCUAGAAAUUAGGAACUUUAAAACUGCUCCUGCUUCAGUUCAAGAAAUUUACUGGAGAGCUCUAGAUAAACAAGAUGAAGAAAAUGAUCUGAUCAACAAUUUUGAGUUUGACAUGGAUAGAUUGACGUUUCAAAAUGAUAUUUUCCAAUUCACAUUAACGGACAUGGAACAAUCCAAAGUUUGGGCCUUAUUUGUGAAAAAGCUUCUCUACAUCAGAUACCAUUUUGACAUUAUCAUCCUCCAGCUGUUGUUCUCCUUUCUUCUCAUUAUCCUCGGCCUGGCCGUGGUCACCUUCAGUGCUGUCCCCCCAGUGAGCCACCCCCUGGACCUGAGACUGGACAUGUUCAGGCAAACUAUAGUGCCAGUUACUGUAGGGGUUUACCCAACACCAGAACGUCAUCGCAUGAAGGAGCUGUACUCACAGCUGAUCACUGCUGACCACAAGGUUGAGGAGUACACUGUAUAUGAGGAACUCUCACUGGACUACUACCUGUUACACCUGAUGAGAAAUUUGGGGUUCCAGGAGUUCAACAAGCAAGUUGUCAUCGGCAUGGAGCUGAUGCAGUCUGAAAUCUCUGACAGUUUUGGGGUGGUUGCUCUGUACAAUGGUUUUCCUUACCAUGCUGAGGCAGUUUCUGUCAGCUAUGCCUUGAAUGCCCUCCUACAGUACAACUUAGACACAUCUUACAGCAUAGCGACCAGGAUCCACCCCAUGCCCAGAAUCCUGACAGGUGAGAAGAUGUAUGACGCCCACGACAUCACUGGCUCGGCCUUCACCCUGGGUUUCCUCAUCACCUGCAGUAUGUCCCUGCUGACCAGCAAGGUCAUCUAUUUUACUAUCAAGGAAAGAAAGACAGGAUCCAAGUUCCUGCAGAUGUUGAGUGGAGCUGGACCAAUAACAUUCUGGGUCCCCACAUUUUUGUGUGAUAUCAUCAACUACAUAGGGCCCUGCUUCCUCCUGCCUGUGGUCUUUUCCUUGUUUCACAGAGAAGAGUUCCUGGUUGAUGGAAGGUGGAUGCUGCUUGUUUUUGUACUUGCCCUGUAUGCGUUUGCUGCGCUGCCAUUUUUCUACUUCUUGCAGUUCUGGUUUAUAUGUCCUGCUACAGGCAUAGCUGUGAUUACCUCUGCCAGUCUUUUGACAGGUCUGACCACUACAAUCAAACUGACCACUACAAUCAAACUGCCCCAUUCUGUCCCACAUUACAAUGUCAAAGUUCCUAUUGACUUGAGUAACUAUGUUCCUAACAGGUCUGACCACUACAAUCAAACUGACCACUACAAUCAAACUGCCCCAUUCUGUCCCACAUUACAAUGUCUGACCACUACAAUUAAACUGCCCCAUUCUGUCCCACAUUACAAUGUCAAAGUUCCUAAUGACUUGAGUCUGACCACUACAAGCUUGGUGUACGCCUUAUCAGCCACCCCCUCGGGGCCCAGCCAGCUAGCCAACAUCUUAAACCAGGUCUUCAUGUUGCUGUUUCCCAACUACAACAUCGCCAACUGCAUGGCCAACAUCUACCUCAACUACCACAACCACAAAUACUGCACUGAGAUGAACAAUGAGAGCGUUUGUGCUCUCUGCUGUAAAGAGAAAAAAACCCACUAUAAAACAUUCCAACAUUCAUCAGGGUUCUGUGACAAGUCUCCCAGUAGCAAUUGCAUCAAGUAUGAGGAGAGUUACCUAGCUUGGGAGAAGCCAGGGAUAGGAACACACCUUACAUACAUCUUCCUACAAGGAAUAGCUUUUUUCUUUGUUAUCUUCCUGAUGGAGAUAAAGCUGUUUAAGUAUUUAUGGAAUAAUAAAACCAGUGCUGGCUCUAUGCCUCAACAAGAUGGUCUGUCUAAAGGCGACACAAUGAAUUUUAAUGAUGAAGAGGAAGAUGUAACAGCUGAGAAAACUCGAAUCCAAAACACACCACUCACCUUACUGUCAAUCAAAGAUGCACUGAUCCUGUGCAACCUGAGCAAGAGGUAUGGCAGUUUUGUAGCACUGAACAACAUCUGCAUGGGGGUGACAGAGAAGGAUUGCCUGGGUCUAGUAGGGUUAAAUGGAGCAGGGAAGUCCUGUAUUCUGAAGCUGUUGGUGGGGAUUGAGGAACCAAGUGAGGGCACAGCUCUGCUGCAUGAGCUCAAUAUCCUGGACAGCAUGCGUUAUAUCCACAGCUGCACUGGAUACUGCCCCCAGCAAGGCGCCCUGCUGAAACACAUGAAUGUCAAACAAACUCUUCUGAUGUACGCGAGGCUGAGAGGGAUAUCCAUUAACAGGCUAUCCUCUGUCGUCAGAUAUUUGAUUGAAAUUCUACUGCUACAGCCGUAUGCAAGGGUCAAGGUUGCAUACCUGAGCCAAGGACUGAGACAGAGGCUAAACAUCGGCAUAGCUCUGAUUGGUGACCCAGUCCUGAUACUGUUGGAUGAACCACUGUGUGGCAUAGACCUCAACACUAGAAUUAGGCUAUGGAGCGUCCUGACCAAAUUUAGAAAUUUAAAUCAUACUGUCAUACUGGUGACUAACAAUUUGGAAGAAUGUGAAGCAUUGAGUACCCGCACUGCCAUGAUGUUCAAUGGCAACUUUGUCUGUUUGGGGAGCCCCAGGCAUUUGAAAUCUAAAUACAGACUGGGAUUUACCCUUAUCAUUCACCAGAAAAUACAAAACAAUGGCAGCCCUGUCCCCAGUAGUCCGUUGAUAGAGUACAUACUCAAUUUAUUUCCUGAUGCCAAGGUGACAGAUGACCACCUGGGCUGUGUCCUGUUUGAGGUGGCCAACAUAAAGAUGAAGCUCCCAGACCUGAUCUCCGUGCUGGACAACGCCAAGACAACCCUCAGCGUCACCCACUACUCCAUCCAGCCAACAACAUUAGAGCAAGUGUUUCUGGCCUUCGCCGCCCUACAGUCCCCCAAUGAACAGAAACAAGUCAACAUUGGGGGCAAGCUGCUGUUUCAGCUGUCCAGUACAGGAAUGCUGCGUAGGGCAUCGACCUGCUCAGUGGCCCGGCCCAGAACUUCUGUAAUUUGGGAGUCACCAAGUCUGGACAUCCUGGCUACAAGAUCAGUGGCUGAUACAGAUGGCACAGAAAGUGAAGUUUGAGGACAGACCUUUGACACAGAGAGUGAAGUUUGAGGACAGACCUUUGACACAGAAAGUGAAGUUUGAGGACAGACCUUAGAAAGUGAAGUUUGAGGACAGACCUUGGAAAGUGAAGUUUGAGGACAGACCUUGGGCACAGAAAGUGAAG